AUGCCGCUUGUCUCUGCUAUGGCAUUCUAUGUUCUUGCAGCCGCUCUCCUGUUUACUGAGCUGGAUUGCGGCCAUCACUCGCCCAGACGUUAUGGCCGCGCGCACGCUUGGAACUGCGUCCCACACGGCCACGCAACGUACGAGGGAGACUCGGAUAACGUCUUCGUGCGCAUAUCUCACGACCGGCCCAUUUUGGUCCCGACCCGCGGCGAUCACCCGCAGAUGCCGGUCGGCGUCGUGAAUGACGACGACGACCCCAUCCAGACCAACAAGUUCUACGCCAACUUCUUCGCCGGCAACCAGGACAACGCCACCUGGACGCACCCAUACUCGGUCUGGUGGUCCAAUGACACGGUCAAGCACGGCCACGGGCUGUCCGUCUCACAAACGGACCGCAACGAUUUCCUGUACGGUCCAGGAACCCCCUCAAAGUCGUUCCAAGAGCCUUUCUUCCAGCAAUCGAUUGCCCUCUCUGCGCAGGAGCUCCAGAACGGCACGGUUUUGACGACGGACACAUUGACGGCUUUCGCCGUCAAUGUCAACCUCGCGCCUGCGAAGGGCGCGAAGCCGGUUGUCUCGUUUCCCCUCGUCCAAGGGAUGGCGUUCGUCACGGGCGUUUACAGCAACGCCACCGUUCUCAUCCAGUCUCAGAAGCAGUUUUCAAAUAUUACCGGCCUUCGGCUGGGUUCCAACGGAACGAGUGCCGCCGUUUAUGGCUGGAGUGCUCGGCUGAAUGAUGGGUCGACCUGGAUGAUAUAUCUCAGCCCGAGAGAAUUCUCACAAGGACCAGCUCUCGAACUAGUGGACAAGGGAACACUUCUAGGCCCUUCAGGUUUCACUGGAACUGUUCAAGUCGCCAAGAACCCCCAAGGGGCAGCGGGCGCCGAGGUCUUCAACAAGGCGGCCGGAGCGUACCCCGCGGGUGCCGCCAUCUCCGGGUUCGUUUCGGGGAAAAGGGGCACGUACAGACUGGCCUGGGAGAAGAGGGGCGUCGCACAAAGCCCCUUGCUAAUGUUUGCCUUGCCUCACCACGUCAAGUCCUUUGACGAGAAGACCGCCAAGGGAGUCACAAACGUCACCUUGGCCAGCACCACCAAGGGGAUCGCAACCGCCACGUUUGCUGAUGCCUUCACCAUGGUUGAGGACAACCUUCCGAUCGACAUCGGCUUCGAUCCGUGGUCGCCUCGUCUGGGCUCCGUUGGGUCCAGAAACGCAUCGGGCGGCACGAUUUCGGACGAGGCCAAAGCCUCCGUUGUCGAGGCCGCAAAGAUUGAGCUUGGUCGCGACAUCAUCCAACUCACCAAUUUGACUUCGAAAUACUACGGUGGGAUCGCCUUCUCCGUGUACGCAAGGGCGCUCUACGCCGUCCACGAGAUAGCCGGAGAUCCCUCGUUCAAGGAUGAUGCACUGCGCAAGCUAGAAGCCGCAUUUGACCGCUACAUUAACAAUCUGGAGCCGAACCCACUGGUCUACGACGACGUCUGGAAAGGCAUCGUCUCCUCCGGGUCGUACGGCAACAACGACUCGUCGAUCGACUUCGGCAACACGUACUACAACGACCAUCACUUCCACUACGGCUACUAUGUCUACACCGCCGCCGUGAUCGCACACCUGGAUCCGUCCUGGCCGACGAGAAGCGACGGCCUCAACAAGCUUUGGGUGGACAACCUGAUCCGCGACUGGUCCAACCCCUCGGCAGAGGACCCCUUCUUCCCCUUCUCCCGCGCCUUCGACUGGUUCCACGGCCACAGCUGGGCCCGCGGCGUGAUCGAGGCGCCCGACGGCAAGGACCAGGAGUCGACCGGCGAGGACGCCUUUUCGACGUACGCCAUCAAGAUGUGGGGCCGCGCCACCGGCGACGCCCGCGCCGAGGCCCGCGCCAACCUCCAGCUGGCCGUCACCGCCCGUAGCCUGCGGUCGUACUUCCUCAUGGCCAGCGACAACGACGUGCAGCCGCCCGCCUUCGUGGGUAACCGCGUGGCCGGCAUCCUCUGGGACCGGAAGGCCAACCACACCACCUACUUCGGCGAUCAGAUCGCCUACAUCCAGGGCAUUCAUAUGCUGCCGAUCGUGCCCAGCAGCGCUUACUCCCGUCCGGCUUCAUUCGUGCGGGAGGAGUGGGAUCAGUACUUCGCCGGGAACAAAAGCGGCUCCCUGACGUCGGGAGCCUUUGCCGGGCACGUUUACGUCAACCUCGCUAUCGCGGAUGAGCCAGGGGCGGCGGAGAGUUACCGGUUCAUGACGAGUCUGACGCCGAACAGCCCUUACCUUGGUGGGGUCAGCCUAGCAUGGGACAUCGCAUACACGGCCGCCCUAGGCGGGAGCUUAUACCCCAACUCUACUGCCAACUCAACAAUCGGGACAUAA
Messenger RNA from Colletotrichum graminicola M1.001, 2367 nucleotides. Its product is annotated as glycosyl hydrolase family 81. Bases 1 to 2367 code for a protein of 788 amino acids. Gene Ontology annotation, molecular function: glucan endo-1,3-beta-D-glucosidase activity; endo-1,3(4)-beta-glucanase activity. The record is from RefSeq and is a predicted model, not a curated record. The transcript has a single exon. NCBI's taxonomy places the organism in Eukaryota, Fungi, Ascomycota, Sordariomycetes, Glomerellales, Glomerellaceae. Gene Ontology annotation, cellular component: cell surface.